UUUAGUAAAAUUAGGUUUAUUUUAAAAUAUAGUUUUAAAAUAUCAAAUUUAUAUAUAUAUUUUAUUAUUUUAAAUCAUAAUCAAAGAGAGUAACUGACCAAGAAAGUCAAAUCGUCACCAUCUUUAGAAAGGUCGGUGCUCAAUUUACACACAUUACAUAAAAUUAGUUUUUUUUUUCAAAACCAUCUAAAUUAGGAUUAUUGUUUUGAAAAAUUAAAGAUGACAAGGACCCUAUAAUCCUAUAGACGGAGUCCAAUGGGGUAAUCACACCGGCCCACUUUGAAUACCGCCGCCGCGACAGAGAUGGAGGAAGAGGAAGGCGGAGGGCCGAGACUGAGCAAGAGAUUCGCCGACAAGGGCGGUGAAGUGGACUACAAGACCAAGGCUGGCACCGCCUGGUCCCACAAUUUCCUUAACCAGAAGCCUUGGCACCCCCUCUCUUACCCUAAUCAACGCCGGAAGUGGAUCGCCGAGCAGACCCACGCCCAGAAGCAACGCCGCUCCGACGAAAUCGCCCGCGAGUAUGCUCAAGAACAGGAGUUUUUCCGCCAGACUGCUCUUGCCUCCAAGAAGGAGAAAGAAAAGUUGGAGAUGAUGAAAGCAGUUAGCUUUAUGUAUGUGAGACCACCCGGUUACAAUCCUGAAAGUGCUAAGGCUGCUGAGGUUGAAGACGAGAGGAAAAAGCAAGAGCAUGUUGGAACUUCUCAAAGUGUUAUGGCUGAGGGUGACUCAGAGACUAAGAAGGUUGAACCUGUUGAAGAGAAAAAGAAACCAAGGCCAAAGGAUGUGUUUGGACGGCUCUUACCAACAGAAGAACAAUUUGAAGUCCUAAAAAAUGCUCCAAGAUUGGACACAGGUGCUCCUGGAAGGGCCAAACCUUUUGCAGUUGAGAUACGCAAUGUCAAAUGUGUAAGAUGUGGAACAUUUGGUCAUCAAAGUGGUGAUCGUGAAUGCCCAUUGAAGGACACUAUCAUGCCGAAUGAGGAGAGUCGGUUGAAAAGGGAUGACCCUUUAACUGCCAUAUUAGCCCAGACAGAGUCAGCCGAGCCUCUAAAGUGGGAACUAAAACAAAAACCCGGAUUGAGCCCUCCACGAGGUGGGUUUACACCUGAUGAUCCCAACCAGCAGAUAGUUGCUGAGGAUAUAUUUGACGAGUAUGGAGGAUUCCUAGCUGAGGGCGACAAUAUUCCUGACCUGCUGCUAUCCAACUUUUCAAGAAGUAUGACAACCAAAAAGAAGAAGAAAUCAAGUAAGAGCAGGCAUAGGAGGAGAUCGCCCGAUUCAUCUGAUAAUGAAGAAACAGGCUCAUCAUCAUCAUCAUCUUCUUCUGAUCAUAGAGGAAGAAGAAGAUCAAAGAAGAGACACAGGGCAAAGAAGCGUCGUGAGCCAGAUGACGAAUCCUUUGGCAAGUCUGACCGGCAUCAUCAAAAGAGAAGCAGUAGUGGUAUCAAAUCGAGGCACUGCCGCCACUCUGAUACAUCCGGAAAAUAUAAGAGUGACGAUUUCCACCACCACCGCCACCACCACCACAACCACCACAGACGCCACCGUUCGCGUUCUUUAUCUGAAUAACACUGCUUUUGUCCCAGUGGAGUUUUCCCUCGGUUGGCAUUCACAACCAGAACACUUUUUUUUAAUUUUAUUUUAAUUAAAUCAACACUUGCCUUUGUAAUGAAAAUGUACUACUAGAAGUAAAAAAAAAGUUUUCGGAAAAGCUUUUUGGCUCAUCCAAGUUGGAAAACUCCGGCAGGGCAGAUGAAAUUUGUGCAUAUGUAAACUUUUUCUUUGUUUGGCAUAAUCUUUAACAUUUUGAAUGUAUUAUCCACCUAUUUAGCGUUAAUAAUGUUUUGAAAAAGUU
This is a messenger RNA of Cuscuta campestris, 1858 nucleotides long. Lineage: Eukaryota; Viridiplantae; Streptophyta; Magnoliopsida; Solanales; Convolvulaceae. The record is from the annotation of a GenBank genome assembly.